GUCAGUUUUUACCGACGUGUACUUAUAACAUUCGGUAGAAUAGUAAUCCGUUUUUAUAAGUUACUCUUACGUUUUUAAAAAUUUUCAUUAACAGUUGUAGCAUACGUGUCCUUUAAAAAAAUAUGAUUGCAUCGGGGUGAACAUUCAUACAAUUUUAGUGUAAUACUCUACAUGAAGAGAAGUAUCAAUUAGAAAAGUUCAAAUUGUAGUAAACAACUUUAAAAUGAAUAGAAACAAGAGUGAAAUUCGUUUUAUUUUUUAUGCGAGUGGCAUAUUUAUUUGUUAUUUUAUAUUUGGUAUGUUGCAAGAGAAAAUAACUAGAGGAAAAUAUGGAAACAAUGAUAAAUUUACGUGUACUCUUUCACUCGUUCUCGUUCAAUGUGUUGUGAAUUAUAUUUUCGCUCAAAUUUUAAUGCUAUCUUGGAAGCAUGAGAAAGAUACAACAAGCAAGAUAUAUUAUUUUUCUUCAGCACUUACCUACUUGUUGGGUAUGAUCAGCUCUAAUAUGGCUUUACAAUGGAUCAAUUACCCGACACAGGUUGUCGGAAAAGCAGCAAAACCAAUACCAGUGUUGAUACUUGGUGUAAUUUUGGGUAGAAAAGUGUAUCCUAUAAGAAAAUACUUUUUUGUAUUGCUAAUUGUGAUAGGAGUGGUUUUGUUUAUGUACAAGGAACAAGCGAGAAUGGUUGUGGAAGAAUCUCAAGGUUUAGGAGUAGGGGAGCUUCUACUGUUUUGCUCAUUGACUAUGGAUGGAUUGACUGGUGCUGUGCAGGAGAGGAUAAAAAGUGAAUCUUCUCCUACAGCCUAUUCCAUGAUGUUAAAUACAAAUGCAUGGUCAUCAAUAAUCAUAAGUGUAAGUGUUAUUCUUACUGGGGAAUGCUUCAAGUUCGUCGCUUUUGUCAAACUGUACCCAGAAGUUCUAAUCUGGCUUACAGGGUUGUCUCUAAUGGGUGCUUUGGGACAAUUAUUCAUAUUUUUCAUGGUUUCUGAAUUUGGACCUUUGCCAUGCUCCGUAGUAACCACAACCAGAAAGUUCUUCACUGUCCUGGCGUCUGUAAUUAUUUUUGGCAAUGUUUUGAUGUUAAGGCAAUGGAUCGGUGCUAUUCUUGUCUUUUCUGGUCUAUUUUUAGACAUAAUCUGCAGAAACGGAAAGAGUCCCCAAACGAAGAUAGCUAAUAAAUAAAUUUGUUUAAUGUGCUACGGAAACAUCAAUCAUUUGAAUAUAUGUGAAGUACAAUGCACAAGUGACAUUAAAUUAUUUCACAAAUAUAUAAAAAUGAUAUCUGCUGUUUCUAUUUUCAGUAGGUAUUCAUUUUUGUGUGUUUGGAAAUUAGAAUAAUUGUAAUUUUUAACAAAAUAUUAUUUUUUAAAUGUUUUUAUACAAGAAUAUGAACUAAACGGGUUUUCCCAAAGAUUUCUGAAUACUAUUAAUGUGUAUAUUCACAUUUUUAAUAUAUUAUACUGAAAGCCAGCUAUUUGGGAUAUCAUACAAAGUUUGAAUAUUUUAACAGUUAUAUAUGUCUGCGCUUGUUUAUUGAUAAUUCUUAACUACCAACCAUGACAUCGCGGGUAUACAAUCUAGUACUUCCGAUUUAUACGCCUUUAAAGUUAACCAAUAAGCCACAGAGGCAUUACGAUACUUAUGUUUUGUAUCAGAUAUUAAAUUUUAUUUAAAUUAAAUAUUUAUCAUGAUUGAGGAGUUGGUGUAAUUGUCAUGUGAUAUGAUAUUUCGUUUACUUAAUAUAGCUAAUUUAUAAAAACGUAUUUUAAAUUUGAGAAAAUUAAUAAAUAUUUGACAAUA
This is a messenger RNA of Pieris napi, 1801 nucleotides long. RefSeq names its product solute carrier family 35 member B1 homolog (gene meigo). Gene Ontology annotation, molecular function: UDP-galactose transmembrane transporter activity; UDP-glucose transmembrane transporter activity. Bases 224 to 1183 code for a protein of 319 amino acids. The transcript has 7 exons. Gene Ontology annotation, cellular component: Golgi membrane; endoplasmic reticulum membrane. NCBI's taxonomy places the organism in Eukaryota, Metazoa, Arthropoda, Insecta, Lepidoptera, Pieridae. Gene Ontology annotation, biological process: UDP-galactose transmembrane transport. The record is from RefSeq and is a predicted model, not a curated record.